GAGGGAGGUGAGGGUGGGGGCUCCUCUCUCUCUCCUCCCCUCUCUCUCUCUCUCUCCCCCAUAGAGCGCAGCAUGAGCGCUCCACAGCAAAAGGAUGUGCGAGCAGGCAGCGCGUUACUGUAGGGACGGAGUCCACAAACUGCUCAACAAAGAACAAGCCAAACUUCGAGCCCAGGAAACCAGCGAGCUGCAGCCGAACCCCGUGGCCGGUCAGGACAGCGAGUCCGCGACGGCAGCGCAGUCCGGAAACAGCGGCGCUCAGCCCGGUGGAAUCGACGGGCUCGUCCGCUGGAUCGUCACCAAAAUGAGCGACAACAAGAACAUCUCCAGCCGGGAGUACGCCUCCAGCAAGGAGGACGUGGCCGUGGCGCAGGAGCAGUUCUUCGCCCCGGAGCCGCGCAGAGGCAUCUCCGUGAUUCUGGAUAUAUUCAGAAGAGCCGACAAAGACGAUGAUGGUAAACUGUCUCUGGAUGAGUUCCAGGCCUUCUUCUCGGAUGGCACGCUGAACGAGGAGGAGCUGGAGAAGCUGUUUCACACCAUCGACUCUGAUAACACCAGUAAUGUUGACACUAAGGAACUCUGUGACUACUUUGCCAAACACAUGGGGGACUAUGAGGGAGUCCUGGCCUCGUUGGAAACUCUCAACCUGUCCAUCCUCAAAGCCAUGGACUUCACCAAGAAGGUGUAUGAGAGAGGAACCAACGUGGAGCAGUUUGUAACACGCUUCCUCCUGAAGGAAUCAGCCAAUCAGAUCCAGUCUCUUCUGAACUCUGUGGAGAGCGCCGUGGAUGCCAUCGAUGAACAGCACAGCCAAUCAGGUCAUCCACCCGCCAAGGUGAGUCCACGAGUGCCCGAGAGGCGCUACGAAAACACUGUCCCCGACUAUCCUCCCAACAACAGAGUCAGUGCCAGGGAAGCUGUCAGGACCAUCAACACUGCUUCAGGGGCAGUGGAGGUGAGGAAAGAAGGUCUGGAGUCGCAGAUCAACCGCCUGGCUGAACUCAUCGGUCGACUGGAGAAUAAGACGGUCUGGUUUGAUCUGCACCAGAGGCUAACAGACACAGAUGGCACCACCAGCGCAUCCUUGCUGCUGAUUCGUCAGGAGAUGGUGGUUUCCCAGAAGAAGCUCGGCGAGUUCUGCGAGGCUCUGAAGCAGUACCUGAAGAACGUCUCCGCUCAGAGAGACUGCUUUCAUGUGACCGCCGUGCGUCUGCCAGACGGUUUAUCCUUCGUCGUCUACGAGUUCUGGGACGGAGAGGAAGAGUGGAAGAGACACCUCCAGUCUCCCCCCAACAAAGCCUUUCAGCAUGUGAAGGUGGAUACACUGUGCCAGCCCGAGGCCGUCUCCUCUGUAGCCGUGCCAGCCGCCUGGUGCAGCGUGAAGAGGGCCUGAGCAUGAUGAAGAUAACACGUCAAGACUCCUGGACUCUGUCCACGUCCUCUUUAAACCUUUUUUGUCCCUUUGCAUUUUCACCCACUCUCACUCCCCUUUCCUCCUCCUCCUCCUCCUCCUCCUCCUCCUAUGCCCCCUCAAUCCUCACAUUCCCUCAACUCUUUUUGUAAGUACAUGUUUACACAGUGCAAAUCAAUGGUGUCAACUUCAGUGAAAAAAAUGCAUUUUACGGCGUGAGAUUAUUUAAACACGUUUGCAUCUCGCCCCUGGGUAGUUUGCUGGUUUGAGAUUUUGGAUUAUUUCAUGUUCAUGAUUCAAGUAGCUUUUGAGCCACUGGUGAGGUGGAGUUUGUCAUGUAGCAUGGACCCGCGGUUGAGUUUUUCAUGUAGCAGUAACUGUUUUUGGGAAGAGCAUUGUGUCGUUUUGUUUUCCCCCUCAUUAUUAUUAUUAUUAUUAUUAUUAUUAUUAUUAAUAAUUUAUAUUAAAGGUAGAAUUUACACGAAGCUGUCACAUCAUAGUAGCUGCUCUUUCCACAUUAUUUUGUUCCAACAACUAUUAUUUUUUUGAUUUGUAAAAUGACCACAUUGUUUGGACAUUAUUCCCACAUCAGCCAUUCUGAACUUCCAGUGAUACAGUAUGUUGGGUAAAUGAGGUUCCAACACACCAAUAUUAUCUGUAAUCUCAGGAAAUCACUGCAUGCUUGACUAAACUUUAGCUUGAGGGUUACCGUGAGUUUCUGAACAAGGGACUUGAUGAAGAGACCAGACAGAGAGUUCUGGCAGUUCUGAUUUACUCUUGUGCAGGUAGAUUUGUCCUAAAGAUGAAACAACCAAGAUGGCUGCUGCUGAUGUAAAGAGCUCUGUUGAAUCCUCUAUAAAGUAAAAGUAUUCUCUUCACGCUAUAGUCUCUUAAAAUGUGCUGUCUCUUGGGUCAUGUGUCCACAGGUUUCCCCAAGUUGUCAUGAUUCCAUUGUCAUGUUCCCAAGAUUUUAUCUUCCUAGGAUCAUAUGUUCCUAAUUCUUACAUUCGCCAGAUUUCAUACGUUCCCAAGUCCAUACUUCACAAAUAUUUCAGGU
Messenger RNA from Solea solea (common sole), 2468 nucleotides. RefSeq names its product N-terminal EF-hand calcium binding protein 2 (gene necab2). The transcript is spliced from 13 exons. The record is from RefSeq and is a predicted model, not a curated record. Lineage: Eukaryota; Metazoa; Chordata; Actinopteri; Pleuronectiformes; Soleidae. Gene Ontology annotation, molecular function: calcium ion binding. The coding region runs from base 95 to 1393 and encodes 432 amino acids. Gene Ontology annotation, cellular component: cytoplasm. Gene Ontology annotation, biological process: regulation of amyloid precursor protein biosynthetic process.